This is a messenger RNA of Paraglomus brasilianum, 1002 nucleotides long. The record is from the annotation of a GenBank genome assembly. NCBI's taxonomy places the organism in Eukaryota, Fungi, Glomeromycota, Glomeromycetes, Paraglomerales, Paraglomeraceae.
AUGUCAACUCACCAAAUCAAAGUCUCAUCAACCGUCGAUCUUGUUUCUGAUUCCGCGCAAAGACGCAAAAGGAUUGAUUCGGGAUUCUUCGAUGACUUGGAUAUAAUUGCGGAAGCGAUUGACAAGUGCACUGAUUUUGCCGCCGAGAAUGUCGAUAUCACCGACAGAUCUUCUCCUGCCACCGCCCUGGGCGUCUCGUUCGAGUCAUAUACCGGCCUGUAUACGAUAACCACCAAAUCGCGCCGCAAGAUCACGUCUGAAACUCAAUGGGGACCACUCGAAGAUUACUUUCCCCCAAUCUCUUGUCCAAAUACUAGUCCCGCUACUACCCACGAUUCCGUUGAACCCGAGUCAUGCGACAAUAUCACUCUCGAUGGUCUAUCGGGAAAUCCCGCGCCGCUCCAACCUUCCGUAUCGCCUCAAUUUGCACAAGAUUUGCCUUAUGAAUAUGUCCUUACACUCGAAGAUAGGAGCAAAGUACCAUUAUGGAGAAGACUUAGGGAUAAUCCUGAACUGGGAAAGGAUUGGACUACUAAACCACUAGAGCUCUUUUUACCACGAGUCGCCAAGAAUAAAAAUACGGAUACAGGUUGCGGAAUAAAGAAAGGACUUGGUACGAACGUGAAAAAGAACAAACGAUCUCGGACUCUGUCGGAACAAAAUCUUAAACCAGCUUCACCUCCGAAACCCAAGCUGUUUGCAGCGACUUCAAUCACGCAUACAACCAAGAUUACGAUCGAACAAUCGACCAAACAGCGCACAUCAAAGAAACCGGUCGCCCAGAUGCAAAAGCCAAUCCAAGAGAAAGUGCCGCAAAACCCAAGAGAUCGUCCCGAAACAAGAAUCAAGAGAAUGGUAUUGGAAAAGGCAAAGAAUGCUGCGAGGAAAAUUGGUGAGAAGAACGUCGGCAAGUGUCAGAAGGGCAUGGAAAGCAAGAAUGCGGGCAGAACGGCCAAGAAGAAUUCGAACGUGAUGACUGUAGAAAGGAACACUUUCCGGUAA